Molecule: messenger RNA, 1120 nt
Organism: Oryzias melastigma (Indian medaka)
Lineage: Eukaryota; Metazoa; Chordata; Actinopteri; Beloniformes; Adrianichthyidae
Gene: gins4
Product: GINS complex subunit 4 (Sld5 homolog)
Exons: 8
Coding region: 186-857 (223 amino acids)
Biological process (GO): DNA-templated DNA replication; double-strand break repair via break-induced replication
Cellular component (GO): GINS complex
Source: RefSeq, a predicted model, not a curated record
UCGCGAGAGCAAUGACUUUGGCGCGAAUAAAUAAAGGGUUGUCUUUGAACACGGACGCUGUGGUUGCAGUUGUUUUUUUACCGGGGUAUUUCUCUAGAAUCGUCGAGUGGCUUCAUUAAAAGUUCGUUUUACAUAUUAGACAAACGUAUGAGAUAAUUUAGACAACUUAAAAGGUAAAAAAAAAUAUGUCAGGAGCCGCGUUUGAUGACAGCGAGAUCAACCAAGAUGACAGCCAGGAGGACGUUAUGACUCCAGCAGAGCUGAUCGCCAAACUGGAAGAGGCGUGGCUGAAUGAGAAGUUCUCCCCAGAACUGCAGGAGAACAAAUCCGAAGUGGUGGAAUGUGUGAUGGAGCAGCUCACUCAUAUGGAGUCCAACUUGCAGCGAGUGAAGAAAGGCGACACCAAGGCCAGCAUACAUCGCAUGGAAGUAGACCGGAUCCGCUUUGUCCUCACCAGUUACCUGCGCUCCCGACUGCAGAAAAUUGAGAAGUUUUUCCCUCAUGUCCUGGAGAGAGAAAAGACUCGAGCUGAUGGAGAGCCAUCCCUGCUUUCCCCAGAGGAGUUUGCAUUUGCCAAAGAAUACUACGACAACACAGAAGCAUACCUUAAAGCAGUAGCUCUGAAGCGGAUGCCUCCUAACCUACAGAGCAUCGACAUGCUCAAAGCAGUUCCAGAGCCCUGCUUAGACUCAUUUGUGUUUCUACGAGUUAAAGAGAAACAAGAAAACAUCUUGAUCGAGCCUGAAACCGAUGAUCAGAGAGAGUAUGUUGUGGAUCUGGAAGAGGGCUCGCAGCACUUGAUGCGGUAUCGCACCAUCGCGCCGCUCAUCUCAAGUGGAGCCGUGCAGCUGAUCUGAAGACUCCAGUUUGCCCUCCGUUGUUGUAAUUUUGUGCUGCUGUAAAAGACAAGUGGAAAAAGUUUUCUUUCUGGAUUCAAUAACCUAUGACCCAAAUGCAGAUACAUACUUGGACAUCUUUAUGUUGAUUUGCAGAACUGCCUAUUUUUUCUAUAUUUUAUAUUUUCUAGCAAUGCAAAAAUCCUAGCAAUUUGUCAUCCAUGAAAAGAAAAAUGGCAUUUUAUGGCAGCAACAUCCAUUGGUGUAAUGUAUAUAUUUGUUAA